Habropoda laboriosa is the source of this 1398-nucleotide messenger RNA. It is a transcript of the gene brn, whose product is annotated as beta-1,3-galactosyltransferase brn. Bases 1 to 1398 code for a protein of 465 amino acids. Gene Ontology annotation, molecular function: UDP-glycosyltransferase activity; hexosyltransferase activity. The record is from RefSeq and is a predicted model, not a curated record. Lineage: Eukaryota; Metazoa; Arthropoda; Insecta; Hymenoptera; Apidae. Gene Ontology annotation, cellular component: membrane. The transcript has a single exon.
AUGUAUUGUCUAGUUCACCCUUGUUUGCAAAGAAGUUUGUGUCUGACAUCAAAAACCAAGUUGAAGUUUGUUUGCAUUUGUAUUGGCUUUGUUAUGCUGCUUGAUUUUUUUGGAGCAUUUACACAUUUUUUUGAAAUUACCUAUGAUUCAAAUUUUGUUUAUCCAUAUGAAGGUGAUGUACAUGAAUUUGUAAAUGCAUUACGACAUAAUGAAAAGCCUGCUAUUGAUCCUAUAAAUGAAUAUAAAUAUAAGUUUGUGAUCAAUAAUCCACAAAAAUGCAUAGAUACUGCAUAUAACACUUUUCGUGUUGUGUAUGUAGUAAAAUCUGCUAUAGAAAAUUUUGAGAGAAGAUUAACAAUUAGGAAUUCCUGGGGUUUUGAAAACAGAUUUUUUGAUGUACCUGCAAGAACAAUUUUUAUGUUGGGUGUACAUCCACAUGAUGAUGAACUUCAAGCAAGAGUAAAGAUUGAGGCUGCAAAAUAUAAAGAUGUGAUACAAGCAGAUUUUAUUGAUUCAUACUAUAAUAAUACUAUUAAAACUAUGAUGAGUUUUAAAUGGUUAGUAAAACAUUGUCCUAAUUCAAAAUUUUAUAUGUUUGUUGAUGAUGAUAUAUAUGUUUCUGUAAAAAAUGUUUUAAGAUUUGUAAGAAAUCCAGCUAACUAUCCAGAUUAUCUAAAAGAACCUAAGAAAUUUGGUGCUCAUAAAAGAACAAUUAAAGACAGUGAUAAAAGUGAAGAAUCUAGUAGCAACAGUAAUACACGAGAAAGUAUAUAUAAUUCCAAUAAAAAAGAUUUAUUUGUUCAUGGAAAGUUAAAAGAAACAACUUCUGCAAAUCUAAUUAUUCAUAGAUUAAAACAAAAUAAUUAUAACAAAACAUUAAACACAAUUUCUUUAGUUAACGAUUUUAAACAAAAUAAUAGUAUAAAAUUAGAAUUGGUUAACAAAGAAAAUAUGCAAAAUGGAUAUACAUUGAAUAGAACAAAAAGGCAAAUUUUUGAUUUCGAACUUCCAGAAGAUGUUAGAUUAUUUGCAGGAUUUGUAUUUGUAUCUUCACCCCAUCGCCAUAAAUCUUCUAAAUGGUAUGUUCCUCUUAGUGAAUAUCCAUACCAUUUGUGGCCACCAUAUAUUUCAGCUGGUGCAUACAUACUGUCUAAAGAAGCUUUUUUGGAUAUGUAUUAUACUAGUUUUUAUACUAAGCAUUUUAGAUUGGAUGAUAUUUUUUUAGGCUUAGUUGCAAAAAAGGCACAUAUUGAACCUUUUCAUUGUGAGGAAUUUCAUUUUCGUAAGAAGGAUUAUACAAAAUUCAAUUACAAAUAUGUAGUAACUUCUCAUGGAUAUGGAAAUCCAAAUGAAUUAUUGAAUGUAUGGAAUGAACAAAAAGGUCUUGGUAAUGCUUAA